CGGUCUUCUCCUAACCACAUAAACGAAAGGGUCCUUCAUUUCGAUCAAUAUCCGCGGAACAAAGCACAACUCAAAACAAACGAACCCUAAAUCAACGAUGAUGAUGAGGCAAACUGCGAAGAAGGCUCUAGGGCUUACGUCACGCCAAUCAACGCCGUGGUCCGUCGGUAUCUUCCGUUCGUACCAUGAGAACGUCAUCGACCACUACGACAAUCCCCGCAACGUCGGAUCUUUCGACAAGAACGAUCCCACCGUCGGCACGGGUCUCGUCGGGGCUCCCGCCUGCGGUGAUGUCAUGAAGCUGCAAAUCAAGGUGGAUGAGAAGACCGGUCAGAUCGUCGAUGCUCGCUUCAAGACCUUCGGUUGUGGCUCCGCCAUCGCCUCUUCGUCUGUCGCCACUGAAUGGGUGAAAGGCAAAGCUAUGGAGGAGGUCCUGACCAUCAAGAACACUGAAAUCGCGAAGCAUCUCUCUCUGCCACCAGUGAAGCUCCACUGCAGUAUGUUGGCGGAGGACGCUAUCAAGGCAGCUGUGAAAGACUACAAGGAGAAGCGUGUGAAGACGAACGGUGCUUGAGAAACCCACACAGGCUUGAAUUCCUUCUCUUAAUUGUUUAUACCAUUAUGUGUGUUUAUAUGAUGGUGAAAACAGGGGAGGUGUAAAAGAGGACCUAUAUCGUAUGUUCCCUUAAGGUUCAAGUUUGAAUAAACUCUGUUUGACAAAAACAUGUGAGAAGAAUAUGAUUUGCUUUUUAUUUUUGCCCUUCA
Messenger RNA from Raphanus sativus (radish), 765 nucleotides. Its product is annotated as iron-sulfur cluster assembly protein 1. The coding region runs from base 98 to 574 and encodes 158 amino acids. The transcript has 3 exons. Gene Ontology annotation, biological process: intracellular iron ion homeostasis; iron-sulfur cluster assembly. NCBI's taxonomy places the organism in Eukaryota, Viridiplantae, Streptophyta, Magnoliopsida, Brassicales, Brassicaceae. The record is from RefSeq and is a predicted model, not a curated record. Gene Ontology annotation, molecular function: 2 iron, 2 sulfur cluster binding; ferrous iron binding. Gene Ontology annotation, cellular component: cytoplasm; mitochondrial matrix.